Molecule: messenger RNA, 1637 nt
Organism: Thrips palmi
Lineage: Eukaryota; Metazoa; Arthropoda; Insecta; Thysanoptera; Thripidae
Product: RNA-binding motif protein, X-linked 2-like
Exons: 5
Coding region: 159-1472 (437 amino acids)
Biological process (GO): mRNA splicing, via spliceosome
Cellular component (GO): catalytic step 2 spliceosome; precatalytic spliceosome; U2 snRNP
Molecular function (GO): RNA binding
Source: RefSeq, a predicted model, not a curated record
AUGUUGUUGUUUGUUUGUAGUUGUUUUUCUUGUUGCAUAUGCCGCUUCGUUCUUUGUACGAAGCGGAACUGUUUGAAAGAGCAAGUUUCUCUUCGUGUUUGCGCUCUCAUUCGCAACUGUUUUGACUUGAGAAAAGAUAAAAAGACUCGCCAUUCAAGAUGAAUCCUAUGACAAAUAUGAAAAAUGUGAAAAAGCUCUCGGAGCAAGAGCUUAAUUUUGGCAUGAAAACAUCAUGGCAUGACCAAUACAAACACAGUGCUUGGAUUUUUGUUGGAGGUCUACCUUUUGAUCUGACUGAGGGAGACAUCAUCUGUGUUUUUUCGCAAUAUGGUGAGGUGGUGAAUAUUAAUUUGGUACGGGACAAAGGAACAGGCAAGUCUCGUGGUUUCUGUUUCAUCUGUUACGAAGAUCAAAGAAGCACCAAUCUAGCAGUUGAUAAUUUCAAUGGCAUUAAGCUUCUGAACCGAACUAUCAGAGUUGACCACUGUGAAGGCUACAAAGCACCAAAGGAUGACAAAAUGGAUGAGGAAUCUCGUUCACUCCAUGCAGAAGGAUGUGCACCUGGUUCCAAAUAUGGUGAUUUGCCAAAAUUACCAAGCUCCUCAAACUCAAAUGGAGGCCUAGAUAAAGGUUUUAAUCUACCACCAAUGGAGAGUUUGCUCAAAUUAAAAACUGAAAAAGAAGACUCUCCAAAAAAGCAUAAGGACAAAUCAGAGAAAAAAGAGAAAAAUGCUAAGAAAACGAAAGAUAAGAUAAAAAAGUUAUUCAGGAAGAAAAAGAAAGAGGAAAGUUCGUCAAGUAGCAGUUCUUCAGAGAGUAGUUCUGAGUCAGAUGAAGAAACAUCCAGGAAGAAGAGGACAAAGAAGGAAAAAUCAAAGCGGAGGAAAAAUGAGUCAUCAUCUAGUGGUGAAGAAAGUAACUCAAACAUUAGUAAAAGGAAAUUGAAAAAGAAGCAAAGGAAGGAAUCAUCAUCUGAUAGUGACAGUGAUACUGAUGAAAAGCCUCAGGAAAAGAAAAGGGGGAAGCUCAAAAAGAAAUCUGAUAAGAUUAAAUCAUCAGAGAGUGAAGAUGAAGAAGUCAAAAGAACAGAGCACUCCCAUAAAUUUCAUAAAAGUAGUAAAGAUGAAGGUAUUAAUAAGUAUGACCGAGAUUCCAGUAAAUAUAGGCAUGAGCCAUCAGAUAGGUCCACUGAUAAGGAUAGAAAAUUUUCUGGUGAAAAUAACAGAGAGAACCUGAGGCGAUAUGGCGACGAAAGUAAAAGCAGGGAUGAUGGACGACAUGACAGAGAAAGAAGAGAUGACAGAGACCGGAAAGACGAUAGAAAUCGGAAACCAGACCAAGACAGAUGGGAUGAUAGGGGCAGAAGAGAUGACAGGAGUAGAAGAGAUGAUAGGGACAGAAAGUAUUCAGGUGAGAAAAGCCAAGAAGACAGUAGAAGACAGUACGAAAGAAAGGAAAGAGAUAGAAGGUAAGGUGUGCCCAAUGAAAUAGCCGCAUUACUUUUGGUAGGUUUGUAAAUGUAUUGCCAAGUUUCAAUCAGAAAUAACUGAAAUAUUCAAAGUUUUAUAAUCUUAUCAUGUCUUGUUCUUUUAUGAAAAGGGGAUGGGGAGUAAUAAAACAAAUUGAUUAUCAAUUUA